CAGCCUGAUGCCAGCUUCCCUGCACUCUUUCCGAGACAAAAAUAGUCAGGCCGGGAUUCACGGCCGAAGGAGCAGGAAUGCGGAUCACGCUGGCAGAGCUUCUUUCUUUUCUUUUCCAGAGACAGGAGGGGGAAGAGAAGCUGUUUCUGCUGACCAGCUAGAAUUUCACUGUGUUCUUUUCCAUCCGCCAUGCGGGCACUGAGACGCCUCUGCCAGCCCCCAGCCAAUGGCCGGCUGGAGCGGGCAGAAAAGCAGGAUCAGGGAUCCCUGACGUCAUGGGCCGGGAGGCUUUAGCCAGGGCAGCGCCUGGCAGCAGGGAGCAUAUAAAGCCAGGCGCUUGGCUCGCCGGCAUGCACUGCCACCGGCCGCUUCCUUGGGGGAGAUGGACGUCUCCAUCCACCACCCCUUCUUCCGCAGACGGCUCUUCCCCGGCGUCUCGCCCAGCCGCCUCUUCGGCCAACAUUUUGGGGAUCCCGUCAUGGAAUCCGAACUCUUUGCAGGCAGCUGGCCCCUGGGCUCCUUCCUGGCGAGGCCCUUCGCCUUCAGGAACGCGGGAUGGAUGGACAGCGGACUUCCCGAGAUGCGUUUGGACAACGAUCAGUUUUCCAUCAACCUGGACGUGAAGCAUUUUUCUCCCGAGGAGCUGAAGGUCAAGGUCUGGGGAGACAUGAUUGAAGUCCAGGGGAAGCAUGAGGAGCGCCAGGACAGGCAGGGCUCCGUCGCCCGCGAGUUCAGCAGGAAGUACAGAAUCCCAGCCGACGUGGACCCCCUCACCAUCACCUCCUCCCUCUCUUCGGACGGCAUCCUGACGGUGAACGGACCAAGGAAACUCAAGGAGCUUCCGCAGCGCAGCAUCCCCGUCACGCGGGAAGAAAGAUCGGCCCUCCUGCCAGGACCAAGGAAAUAGAGGCCCCUGGAAGGCCUGCCCUUUUCAGCCCGAAGAAAGCCUUUCCCUGGGACAGAAACGGCAAAUUGGUUUUUCUUCUUUAUUUAUCUGUGCAAAGAUAGGCACUUUUUACUAACAAAUAAACAGGUGGGAGCUUCCCCCCUCAGUCUUCAA
Crotalus tigris (Tiger rattlesnake) is the source of this 1060-nucleotide messenger RNA. It is a transcript of the gene CRYAB, whose product is annotated as crystallin alpha B. Bases 383 to 907 code for a protein of 174 amino acids. The transcript has 3 exons. Lineage: Eukaryota; Metazoa; Chordata; Lepidosauria; Squamata; Viperidae. The record is from RefSeq and is a predicted model, not a curated record. Gene Ontology annotation, biological process: protein refolding; response to heat. Gene Ontology annotation, molecular function: structural constituent of eye lens; protein folding chaperone.